AUGGCCGAGGUCGGAGGCUCCUACAAGGACCCAUUGAGCGAGGCUCAGAAGAAGGAGCUCCGCGAAAUCGCGCAGGCUAUCGUCGCCGAUGGCAAGGGCAUCCUGGCUGCUGAUGAAAGCACGGGUACAAUUGGCAAGCGCCUUGCGUCUAUCAACUUGGAAAACAACGACGCUAACAGCCGGAAGUACCGCGAGCUGCUCUUCACGACGCCAAACUUGGGCAAGCAUGUCUCGGGUGUCAUCCUGUAUGAGCAGACUUUCCACCAGUCGACCGAGAAAGGCGAACGUUUUGUUGAUGUGCUGAAGAAGCAGAACAUCGUUCCCGGCAUCAAGCUCGAUCUUGGUGUUGUUCCGUUGGCAGGAUCUCUGGGAGAAGGGACUACCCAGGGGUUGGAUAAGCUCGCUGAACGAGCCGCUGCCUUCAAAAAGGGUGGAUGCGGUUUCGCAAAAUGGCGUUGCGUGUUGAACAUUGGCUCUCAUACGCCGUCUCAUUUGGGUAUGCUCGAGAAUGCCAACGUUUUGGCUAGGUACGCUUCUAUCUGUCAGCAGGCCGGCCUCGUGCCGAUCGUCGAGCCCGAGGUUCUUCAAGACGGUGAUCACGAUCUCGAUCGGGCACGCAGGGUUACCGAACAAGUCCUGGCAUAUACCUACAAGGCUCUUUCCGAUCACCACGUGUAUCUCGAGGGAACACUUCUCAAGCCGAACAUGGUCACCCCAGGCCAGGAAUGCAAAAAACGUGCAUCUCACGAGGAGAUCGCCAUCGCCACCGUGGAGGCCCUCCGACGCGGAGUACCCCCGGCUGUCCCCGGAAUUACCUUCCUCUCCGGUGGACAAUCAGAGCUCGACGCCACUGCGAAUCUCAAUGCUAUCAAUAAGGUCAACCUCAUUCGCCCCUGGAAGCUCACCUUCUCCUACGGACGUGCUCUUCAGGCUUCUGUGCUAAAGGCUUGGGGCGGAAAGGACGAGAACAUCGAGAAGGCCCAAAAAACGUUGCUCCAUCGCUCGCAAGCAAACGGAAUGGCGGCUCUGGGUAAAUACACUGGCGAAGACGAGGCUGGAGCAGCUGCCGAAUCUCUCUUUGUCGCCAAACAUUCAUAU
Mesorhabditis spiculigera is the source of this 1098-nucleotide messenger RNA. NCBI's taxonomy places the organism in Eukaryota, Metazoa, Nematoda, Chromadorea, Rhabditida, Rhabditidae. The record is from the annotation of a GenBank genome assembly.